AUGGAGGCGCAGGGGGGCGUUCUGGAAAGUCUGCCUCCGGCGCCUCUCUUCUUCGCUGGGGCACUGGGCGGCCCCGCGUGCGUCUUCUCCCUCACGCCGCUGCGGAACGCGGUCAGCUUGGGCGCGGCGGAUCGAGGGUCUGGGAUCUUGCAGAUAUAUCGGCGCGUCUUCGCGACUGGAGGCUGGACCGGCGGUGCCGCCACGAUCGGUCCCGCGAGCGUCCAGUGCGUGGCGCUGGGGCCGCUCUUCCACUUCUGGUCCAAGCUCCUUGGCAGUAAUCUUGCGGCCACGAUGCUGGUGGGCGUAACGGAGACGGUAGUGACCUAUGGCAGCCAGACGCGCAACGCGCAGAUGGCCUACAAUGCUACGGUCUCGCCCGACAUGCGGGUUCCGCGCUGCGCCAUCGUGCGCCCGUGGGGGCCCGGCGCGACCUUCCACGUGCUGCGGAACGUCAGCGGGAUGCUCGGGCUGCGAGUCGUGGCGGAGCCCCUGGAGCGGGCGCAGCUGCGCGCGCACUCCUCGCUGGGGUGGGGCGCCCCGUCCUCGCGGCUGCCGGCAGACUUCGCCGCGUGCUUGCUGUCGUCCGCCGUCUCCACGGCGCCCGCGCUGCUGCACUACCACGCGGCCACCUCGCGCGAGUACGGGGCCGCCUCGCCCCGCGAGCGCGCCGCGCUCGCCGCCGAGUUCCUGCGCAGGCAGUACGUGAGAUCUCUGGUUGCCCCAGGAGCGUGCGUUCGUUCGCUGGUGGUGGUAGCUGGCGGUGGGCGCGCCGGGCAGGCCCUCCCGACGUGGAGCCACGGCCGAAGCGAACUCGGAGGACGGAGGGGACCGCGCGCGGAGACAUCGGGCUCCCGUGUUGCCCCCGUCGGACACCUGGAUAGUUGGCAGCACAGGUGCGAGAGGGCCUCCGGCGGGCAGCGGCACGAACGCAGUCACGAUGGAGCCAGUGGUGUUCGCACGGCGGUGGAUUCAACGCCAGCGUGUGCAUUGAGGCGAUCCAAAUCAAGUGGCCCC
Prorocentrum cordatum is the source of this 1014-nucleotide messenger RNA. NCBI's taxonomy places the organism in Eukaryota, Dinophyceae, Prorocentrales, Prorocentraceae. The record is from the annotation of a GenBank genome assembly.